Molecule: messenger RNA, 354 nt
Organism: Trichosurus vulpecula (common brushtail)
Lineage: Eukaryota; Metazoa; Chordata; Mammalia; Diprotodontia; Phalangeridae
Gene: PRR9
Product: proline rich 9
Exons: 1
Coding region: 1-354 (117 amino acids)
Source: RefSeq, a predicted model, not a curated record
AUGUCUUUCACUGAGCAGCAGUGUAAACAGCCAUGCCUGCCUCCUCCUUGUCUUCAAAAAACUCAAGAGAAGUGUACAGUGCAAGUUCCAGAGCCAUGUCCACCAUCAUGCCAAGAAAAAUACCCAGUGCAAGCCCAGGAACCAUGUCUUCCUAAAAUCCAGGAGCCAUGCCAAGAAAUAAGUCCACAGCAGUGCCAAGAGUCAAGUCUCUCUCAAUGCCAAGACCCAUGUGCACCACCUUGCCAAGACCAAGUCCUGGAGCCACAAUGCCAAGAGCUAGCUCAGACCAAGUGUACGGAAUCAGUUCCUCAAAAAUGCCAAGAGAAAUGUCCACUCCCUAGCCUGGGUAAAUAG